Cygnus olor (mute swan) is the source of this 2965-nucleotide messenger RNA. It is a transcript of the gene ITM2C, whose product is annotated as integral membrane protein 2C. Gene Ontology annotation, cellular component: Golgi apparatus; extracellular exosome; plasma membrane. The transcript has 6 exons. Gene Ontology annotation, molecular function: amyloid-beta binding. Gene Ontology annotation, biological process: negative regulation of amyloid precursor protein biosynthetic process. NCBI's taxonomy places the organism in Eukaryota, Metazoa, Chordata, Aves, Anseriformes, Anatidae. The record is from RefSeq and is a predicted model, not a curated record. The coding region runs from base 48 to 842 and encodes 264 amino acids.
CGGGGCGGUGCCGAGAGCGGCGGCGGCGGCGGCGGCGGCGCGGGGCCAUGGUGAAGAUCGGCGUCCAGCAGCCGCCCGCGGCGCUCAAGCCCGAGCAGGAGAAGGAGAAGGCGGCGGGGGGCGAUGGGGCGGCGGGCGCCGUGCUGCUGCCGCCGGGCGCCGAGGAGCAGGCUCCUGCGGUGCAGAGCCGGAGGUCGUCGCUCAGCGGGGUAUGCUACUUGACCAUGGGUCUCCUCGUACUGCUCCUCGGCUUGGUCUUCGCUUCGAUGUAUGUCUACAGAUACUUCUUCAUCACCCAGCUUCCCCGUGAGAGCGUGUUUCACUGCGGCGUCCUUUACGAAGACUCGCUGUACUCCCCAUUCAAGGGGCAGCUGGAGCUGCACGAAGACGUCAAGAUUUACAUUGAGGAGAACUAUGAGCAAAUCAAUGUCCCGGUGCCGCAGUUCGGAGGGAGCGACCCUGCAGAUAUCAUCCAUGAUUUCCAGAGAGGUCUGACAGCUUAUCAUGACAUAACGCUGGAUAAAUGCUACGUCAUCGAGCUGAACACCACUAUCGUGAUGCCUCCACGCAACCUGUGGGAGCUGCUGGUUAACGUGAAGAAGGGGACGUACCUGCCUCAGACGUACAUCAUCCAGGAGGAGAUGAUCGCAACGGAGCACGUCCAUGACAUGGAGCAGCUCGGCUCCUUCAUCUACCGCCUCUGCAGUGGCAAGGAGACCUACAGGCUGAAGCGGAGGAGCGCCAGGAGACGUAUCAGUCGACGUGAGGCUGGGAACUGUCAUCGUAUUCGUCACUUUGAAAACACUUUUGUGGUUGAAACUGUUAUCUGCAAAAAAUCAUGAGGCUGCUGUCCUGUUGUAACCUUCCUUGGCUUUGCUUGCACAUACAUGCUCUCAGCCCUCUUUUAGACAUGGUAAUGUGUCUUACUUUAUUUUUAUUUUUAUUUUUAUUUUUAUUUUUACUCCUUCCCUUGCUUGUGAAGCUCUAACCUCUUGGGUCCAUCGUGGCCUCACAGCUGAUUAUCUUUUUCUCCCUCCUGCCUACCUGAGACGUUUUGCUGGGCUUAAAUUUACACAGUGGUCACAGAUAGCCUGGGAGUGAACGCAGCCUCAUCCAUGCCACAGGACAGAAAUCUCUUUUGGGAGCAGGCUUGGGGUAGAAGGGAUGGCCAAGAAAUAGGAUGCUGGAAACAGGUGCUCUUUUCCUGGAUGAGCAAUUUCCUGCUGGUAGUGUUCUGAACCUGCCUUGGCACCAGGACAGAAGGUGUGUGACAGGAGGAGGGCUACCAGUUUGAUGCUGAUGUAACUACCAGGAAUAUGGAAUCAGAUGCCCUUAGGGAGAGAACAGAUGUGAGGCUACAAACAGUGACUCAGAAAACUCAGCAGAGGGGGAUUUCUGCCUAAACCGUGCUGUGGUGCUCCCAGCUUGCUGCUUGCUGUUCUCCUGAAGGCCAGGUUAUCAAACAGAGAAAGCAGCCUGUACGUGUUGCCCCUGUGAGUACUCCUCGCCACGUGGCAGUCUGCUCCUGAGCCUGGCGUGGCUUGGCACAGCCCUCGGAGCAGCGUGGGGUGCCCUCGGGUGAGCCCCUGGAGGGUGGGUACGCGGUGCUGAUGUGGGGUGGCAACAACAUGGCGAUCAUAGCGCUGCUUGGGGGCCACAGAGCAGGGAGGCUGCGUAGCCACAUUCAAGGCUGCAUAGCCUUACUCUGCCUCUUUGUAGAAGAGGCUGCCAUGCCUGUGUGCAAAGGGGUGUCAGCAGCAGGAUUGGUAGUUACUGGUGAGUACAGAAGCAGAUUUUUUUGUUUGUGUUGAGAGAGAGUUUUCUUGUAUAACUCCUCCAAUGAAAGCUGUUUUGAUAGUAAUUCCUGUAGCCCUACUGUAUGUCACAUCAUCUGAGGGCACCGUUGUGGUACAGAUAUUGAUACAAGGCAAGAUUCAGUGCAUUGAUAUACUGCAGAGAAAUUGUGUGAACAAAAUUGCAUUUCUAUUGAUCAUUGGAGAGAAGAAUUGUAGAGUAAUUAAAUAUUCUUCCCUCUGAUCCAUAAAUAUAGUUAAAACUAAUUAGGUUCUUAAAAUGCAGGCAGUUUUUUGGCUUGAAAGAACAGCAUGAAGUUCAGCUUGGCACAUUCUUGUUAAUUGGUUUCCAGCAAAUCUGGACUUGUUCAUCUGUUGAAAUGAGCUUGUUGUUUUAGAAAGAGGAAGGAUAAAGUAAAUGCAAGUACAAUCAUUAAUUCAGCAGGACCAAAAAGUGAAUAUAUUUUAGAGUAAAACUUUUAAUAGUAAUACUGUGAGCUAGUUACUUGAAAACAAAACAGUAUCUCAAAAUAGUCAUCUAAAACAAUAGGAAUUAGUAUGUCCUUAGAGGCUGAGAAUUUAUUUUUUCGUAUAAAUGUAGAGUCAACCAUAAAUAUUAAAUUUUAACAGGUAGAGGAGGAGAUGUUGGUCUCCUGCUUUAAGCUGGAUGUAAAACGAAGAACUGCAUGUACUUCAUGCAGGUUGGUAAGGAAAGUUUCCUACUGCCAGAGGGUAUUUGCUUUUCUAUAGUACAGCUGUGUUUUUCCAAAUAUAACUUGCUAUCAGCCCUAGCCUUUCCUUGCGAAGUGGAUGACAAGCAAGUCAGAGAAUUGGUUUGCUUGGUGGAAGUACCACAAACUGGUAAAUUUAAGCCCUGUGUUUCUCUUUGUUUCUGGGCACCUAAGCCUGCACUCAGGUGAGCACACAGACCUUUUCCCCCUUCCUUCUGAUUCUGCAUGAAUUAACUGGUCAUUGAAUAUGCUAACUCUGUGCAACCCCGCAGCUGUAAGGACAAGCCCUGGUUCUUUAAGAUGAACUGACAUGUUUGCUGUUUCAUAGGGUGAGAAUGCAGUUGUCUAGAAAGAAAACACAAAAUGCUUUGUAUAUUUUGUCUGGUAGGACUCUUACCUCUUAGGAAACAUCCAUGGGAUAAUAAAAUCUUUUACCUCUGA